UGGGGAUUUUGAUUUAAGAGCAAGUUUUCCCCAGGAUGUCUUUUAUAUCUAUUUCUCUAUUCUGAUAUCAAACUCAGCCAAGAUGAAUUCGGCAAUUCAACCAGGAGGAACUCCAGACAGCGACUCUCUCAAGCCAGAAUACAAUGAGGUGGAAACUCCAAACACCUCCAAUGAAGAGUUGGGCCCUCCCAUAUUCGAUGCAGCUGCAACAAAGAGACUUCUGAGAAAGCUGGAUAUCCGCCUCUUACCUUUCCUCGCUCUUCUCUAUUUACUGAGUUUUCUGGAUCGAACAAAUAUCGGAAAUGCCCGUCUCUUUGGCCUUGAAGAUGAUCUCGGCAUGUCAGGGAUUGACUACAACAUUGCCCUUGCCAUCUUCUUCCCGACAUAUGUAAUCGCAGAGGUCCCUUCCAACAUGAUGAUCAAGCGGCUGUCGCCAAGUUUUUGGCUGACUUUCAUCAUGGUUGCUUGGUCCGCUGUUGUUAUUGGCAUGGGAUUCGUGACCAACUUUGCAGGUCUACUUGCAACACGAGCUAUUCUUGGUCUUGCCGAAGGUGGAUUAUUUCCUGGUGUCUCAUACUACAUUACUUUAUGGUAUCCUCGGCACGAGUGUGGCUUCCGUCUCGCCCUUUUCUUCUCAGCAGCCACAGCAGCAGGUGCGUUUGGAGGAUUACUCGCUGCUGCUAUUGGAAACAUGGCAGACGUGGCUGGUAGAUCUGGUUGGUCUUGGAUUUUCAUCAUUGAAGGUCUUCUUACCAUUUUUGUCGCUGCAUUCGCGUAUUGGAUUAUAGUUGAUACACCCGAUUCCGCAAAAUUUCUAAACAAGGAAGAAAAGCUCGAGAUCAAUAGAAGACUGGUUCACGAUAGAAGCGACCUGGCAGACGAAUUCGACAUGCAAUACUUCUGGGAUGCUAUGAAAGAUUGGAAAAUAUACGCCCAUAUGCUCAUCACAAUCGGGAUCUACACGGCUGUCUAUUCCCUUUCCCUGUUCCUCCCCACCAUUAUACGGAAUAUGGGAUACACAAAUGUGCAGGCCCAACUGCUAUCGGUUCCCCCGUAUGUUCUUGGCUGCAUAGUUACCAUUGGCACAGGCUACUACGCGGAUAAGUUGAAAAAGCGUGCAAUUUUUAUGCUCGCCUGCUCUGGAACGGCUAUCAUUGGAUGGGUAAUGCUCAUCUCGACAACUAUCCCAGGAGUUCAGUACACUGGAACCUUCUUGGCAUGUCUUGGAAUAUUCCCAUGCGUACCACUUGGUGUUGCUUGGAAUGGUAACAAUAUUGGUGGCAGUCUGAAGCGAGGUGUUGGAAUUGCUAUGCAUGUUGGAGCAGGAAACCUUGGAGGUGUUCUUGCCGCCUUUAUUUACCUGCCAAAGGAUAGACCAGAGUUUCAUCAAGGGCACGGCAUACUAAUUGGUGUUAUCACAAUGUCUUUCUGCCUUUGUACAUUCAUGAGAUGGUGGCUGAAGCAAGAAAAUGCUCGAAGGGAUCAGUGGGCCGUUGAGAAUAAUCUAUUUCCAGGCAACUACACAGUGGAACAGAAGCGACUGGAGAGAGCCAAAGGAGAUUAUGCUACCUUUUUCAGAUACACUCUCUGAGUUGGG
This is a messenger RNA of Cadophora gregata, 1597 nucleotides long. RefSeq lists its product as uncharacterized. The transcript is spliced from 4 exons. Gene Ontology annotation, biological process: transmembrane transport. NCBI's taxonomy places the organism in Eukaryota, Fungi, Ascomycota, Leotiomycetes, Helotiales, Ploettnerulaceae. The record is from RefSeq and is a predicted model, not a curated record. Gene Ontology annotation, molecular function: transmembrane transporter activity. Gene Ontology annotation, cellular component: membrane. Bases 83 to 1591 code for a protein of 502 amino acids.